Molecule: messenger RNA, 324 nt
Organism: Dracunculus medinensis (Guinea worm)
Lineage: Eukaryota; Metazoa; Nematoda; Chromadorea; Rhabditida; Dracunculidae
Source: the annotation of a GenBank genome assembly
AUGUAUAAUGAAAUAUUUUCAGUGAAUUGCACAGCUGAAUGGCGACCAUCAACUUGGGGAUCAUGUAGUCGAACUUGUGGUGAUGGUGGUGUCCAGAUGCGUUUACUUCGUUGCGUCUGGCGCGGAACACGCAAAGCUGCUGGCAAAAAUUGUGAAACGUCUACAAGACCUGCAGCGAUACGAUCAUGCAUAUAUGGAAAAGAAUUACCCCCUUGUAUAGACAAGACAGGUGGAAGAGAACCGUUUGUGGGAUGGGAAAACUGGCGUGGCUGGCGAUUGUAUAAAUGGGAUCUUAGAGACAAAUUUGCUAAGGCCGAACAUUAA